Acanthoscelides obtectus is the source of this 2037-nucleotide messenger RNA. The record is from the annotation of a GenBank genome assembly. Lineage: Eukaryota; Metazoa; Arthropoda; Insecta; Coleoptera; Chrysomelidae.
UGUGUGUGUGUUUCAUUUACAUCGAUCCGAGCCAGAAUCUGGAAGCGUAUAUUUUUUUUGCGGGGCUUAUCUUUACAUCUGGAUAUUCGUCGAGUGUUUAUAUGAAACUACAAUAUUUAAAUACGUGUAUUGUGAAGAAUUAUGUGCGACCGAAAAGGUUAUACAGUACUUUGGAGAUCUUUCUGUAAAGAUUCUACGAUCCACAGUUUAAACUUUCUUGUUAUGAAAAUGAAUUACUCACACAGGAUUUUUUGGAUUGUGUUCAACAUUUUCACUAUCAGCUCAACAGUAGCUUUCAUGGUUCAUAUGUGGGAAGACUACUUGGAAACCCCUACAAUUGUAACUCAAUCGAGCUCGAACAUUCCAAUUCAGAACGUCUACUUUCCAGCGUUAGCAGUUUGCAACAUGAAUAAGAUCAGCAAGAAAAAAGCCGUCGAAUACGCACAGGAAAUAAACUCUUAUAGGAAGCUGGAAAAUAUCGAUUCAAUUCUACAGGAUCUCGUAAGCUUAGGGCAACUAUAUACUUCCACAAGUGAAUCUGAAGGGAGUUUUAUAAGGCUUCAGAAGUGGAUGGACAAGUACGAUAAUUACACAGAAGAUUAUGAUAUCAGUCGGAGGCUUUUGCAGUUAAGCCCAUCUUGCGAAGACAUGCUCCAAUCGUGUAGAUGGGCUGAUGAGCAGCAAGACUGUUCCAAACUGUUCUCGACAAGGAUAACAUACGACGGAUUUUGCUGCACGUUCAACUAUGUGAGACAGUUUACAAAUUCCAAAAUUUACUCUAAUUCCGGACAAAAGAUAGAGCCAGGUUCCGAGGAACCAAGAAAACCCAUCGGUGCAGGAAUGAUGAACGGUCUGAGUCUGGCGUUAAAAAACGAUUUAGACGAUUAUUUCUUCACCACCUUAGAAACGACAGGGGUACAAGGUGUUGAUAUUCAAUGCUGCCGACUAUCCAGACAAAAUAAGCGGUUCCCUGAACGAAUCAUAAUAGGAUUUAAUCAGGAAGUUCUCAUUGGACUGCAGGUGGACCUUUGCAGAGGAUCUUCUUCCUUAGCGCAACUACCUUUAAGCUUGAGAAGAUGUAUGUUUAGAGCUGACGGUCGGACAAGUUUCGGUCCGUAUUCGCACAGCGACUGUUUGGUAGAUUGCAAAACGAAAAGUAUUGUUUCAUUGUGUCAAUGCAUUCCUUUUACGGUACCAGUCGAAUCGGAAGACGUCAGUGCCUGUUCUUUGAUAGAUCUGCCAUGCCUCGGGAGAUAUACAGGGAAUGGUCUAAGUAUUACCCAAAAGAUUUGGAAGAUGAGGAAUUGCUGGUGCAAGAACAAUACGACUCGUUAUCUUGCGAACAUUGCUUACCAUCAUGUAGCCAUACUGUGUAUAAACCGUUCACAAGCAUUGCAAACGUACUAGACAAGCAGAAUAUAACAUACGUUCAUAUUUUCUUCGACGAGAGUUUCUCAAACAUCUACAAAAUCAACUUGUUUCAGACAUGGUUUGAAAUAUUGAGUAAGUAUUAGUAUAUCCCACUUCUGAAUACACAAAGACUCUUUCAAUGUUAUAACAUGUUUGAGAGACGCCAGAAAAUCCAUUCAGAUGUUGCGUUUCUACCAAAUGCUUUAGGCAAACAUUUAUUCUGAUAAAACUAUCAUUUUUUUGUUUUCUUUACAGGUAAUUUUGGAGGAAUUUUAUCUUUACUCCUAGGAGUAAGUGUAAUCAGCGCUAUCGAGGUGAUAUUCUUUAUUGUUAGACUAGUCUUCUUAUAUUUGUCUGACAUUUUUGGACAAACAACGAUUAGUAGAAAAGUAUUCAAACAUAGAAUGUCAAAACGUUGAGUUUCAUUUCAUCUAUUAGAUCUUUCCAAAUUUGUAAGAGAUAUUCAAUGGAUUUAAACAGAAUUUUCUGCGAUUAAUAAAUGAUCAUUAUUAUUGCUUGUUUUUUCGUGACAUACAUCAUUUUAAAUUUUUUUCUCGAUGACAGCACUUCCAACCAGAGCUUUUUUACAGGCAGAAUAUAACGUACGUUCAUAUUUCCUUCGACGAG